UCUGUGUGAGAGAGCAGAGCGGACUACGCCAACAUCUCUUCUUCUUACCAGAGGAAAUACACACCGACUCAUUCUCACAGCUACGGAGCAGUUACACCUUAUCAGUACUCUACCGAAUUACCGGGACAUCUUCUACCCAAGGAGACUAGAAUAAAGAAAGGAAAAACACGUUAAACGGUUAAAUUAGAGGAGCCGAUAUACCGAUAUCCCAGCAACACGAAAGACAGACUUGGCUAGUCCACCAGGAUAACAUACCGGAGCUUUCGGGAGCACGAGGAAAGGGAGAGGGAUAAAGGAGGAGAAGACAGGAUGAUUCUCAAGCAUCAUUUGGUUCUGACGCUGUGCGCCGUCUACGGGAUACUGCUAAAAGUGACGGCACAGAAAAGCACAUUGAGAGGGUCGUCAGGGCAGCAACCCUUGGUCCAGAAUCAGACAGUAACAGAGGGGGGGACUGCCAACAUGACUUGCAGGGUAGAGUACAACGACCAAACUUCCCUCCAGUGGUCUAACCCUGCACAGCAGACACUGUUCUUCGGAGACAAGAAAGCUUUGAGAGAUAACCGUAUCGAGCUAGUCCGAGCGUCGUGGUCGGAGCUGACCAUUAGUAUCAGUGAGGUGACACUGGCUGACGAGGGGAUGUACACCUGUUCUCUAUUCACCAUGCCUGUGAAGACCGCCAAGGCCUACCUUACUGUACUGGGGGUGCCAGAGAUGCCAGAGAUAGAUGGUCUGACAAAGCCUGCCCUGGAGGGAGAUGAGAUCACUCUGACCUGCAUGACCCACGGCUCCAAGCCUGCUGCUGACCUCCGCUGGUUCAGGAACGAGAAGGAGAUCAAAGGUGCCAAGGAGGUGAAUGCCAGUGGAAAGACCUUCACAGUGACCAGUUCUCUACAGCUGCUAGUAGACCGGGACGAUGAUGGGGCAGCGUACACCUGUAAAGUAGACCAUGUUGCCCUGUUACAGACACCACAACAGACUACUGAAGUACUGGAGGUGCACUAUGCUCCUCGUGUGGCGAUCACCAAUUCGUUGACGUUCCCUCAGGAGGGUCAAUACCUGAAGCUGGAGUGUGUAUCCAAAGGAAACCCAUCGCCAGACCCUGUGAUGUGGACUAAGGAUGGAGGAGAACUUCCAGAUUUGGAGCGUAUGAUUGUAGAGGGAAGAGAGCUCACCUUCACCACCUUGAACAAAACAGAUAACGGAACGUACCGCUGUGAAGCCUCCAACCACCUGGGCACCAGCACUGCUGAAUACCUGCUCUAUGUCUACGACGUCCCCAGCACCCUCCCUCCAUCCACCACCCCAACUCCCCGCCCCACCCCACCAGACACCACCGCCCCCUUAGACCCCCACCUGGCCUCCUCAGACCCUCCAAACACCAACAACAGAGACCCCAACGCCAUGGGCAGCAUGGUCCAGACCAUGCUCUGAUUGGAGGAGUGGUGGCGGUGGUGGUCUUCGUCACCUUGUGUCUCAUCAUCGUUCUGGGCCGCUACCUGGCCAGGCAUAAAGGAACGUACCUGACCAACGAGGCCAAAGGAGCGGACGACGCGCCUGAUGCUGAUACAGCUAUCAUCAACGCAGAGGGCAACACACAUGCUGAGGAGAAGAAGGAGUACUUUAUCUAGACUGUAGAGGGCGCUGAUCUGCUGCCCACUCUUUCUCUCUGUCUUUGUCUCUAUUCCUCUAUCGCUCCCUCUCUCCCCCUCUCAUUCUCUUUAUCUCUUUCUUCAUCCCGUUCUAUACUUUAUUUAGACUACAGAGGGAGAUAUGCUGCCCCCUCUUUCUCUCCCUUUUUCUCUCUCUCUCUCUUUCCAUUUUCUCCUUCUGUCUCUCUGUCUAUCCACUGCCCCUGCUGCAUCACUAAGGAAACCCCGUGGAAAAACUCCACCUUCUCCUUCUCUCCCCUCAUCCCUUCUUCCCUGCUGGCCUUUCUGUUCUCUUUUUUUUAAUCAUUUCAUUCUGACCCUUCACUUCUUCUACACUUUUUUUGAUAUUUUUUUAACCGUCCUAGUUUCUGACGCCGGCCUUCGUUUUUAAAGGCAGCGCCCUCUACUGGCUGUCUGGAGAUGUUGCCUUUUAUUUUGUACUUUUUUUUCUUUCAAUUUUACAUAUUGUAUGUGAAAUAAACCCCUGAGAAUCUGCAUAUCCACCGACACCGAGACCACUUCAGACUCCUUAUUAAACGCCUCAACACCUCCUCACACACACACACACUCCCACACACACACACAUUCCCUGUGUGUAAACACACACCCUCACGUUUACACGGUGCCUCAAAUAUGCCGCCUUCAUUCACACUGUCAGCAACGCUGUUGUUUAACUGCUUCAUGCCAUUCAUUUACAUUGAUGCUACAAAUACUCUCUUUUUAUUUCCGCCUGUCGUAUCACAGCUCCUGGGCUUGAACGUUGUUUAAUUCAACAUUUUACCUUUUUUGAUUUGUUAUUUAAAUGAAUAUGUGUGCUGGUUACGCCUUAUGUCUUUCAGACAAAAUUAUACUUUAGAUGAUCUGUCUCCUUCACUGUCCCCUUUCACUUCUCCCCUUCACUGUCCUCCUUCACUGGCUCCUUCACUGUCCUCUUUCACUGGUUCCUUCACUCUCUCCUUCACUGGUUCCUUCACUGUCCUCUUUCACUGGCUCCUUCACUGUACUCCUUCACUGUCCUCAUUCACUGGCUCCUUCACUCUCUCCUUCACUGGCUCCUUCACUGGCCUCUUUCACUGGCUCCUUCACUAUCUUCUUUCACUGGCUCCUUCACUCUCUCCUUCACUGGUUCCUUCACUGUCCUCUUUCACUGGCUCCUUCACUGUCCUCCUUCACUGUCCUCUUUCACUGUCCUCUUUCACUGGCUCCUUCACUCUCUCCUUCACUGUCCCCUUCACUGGCUCCUUCACUCUCUCCUUCACUCUCUCCUUCACUGUCCUCUUUCACUGUCCUCCUUCACUGUCCCCCUUCACUGUCCCCUUCACUGGCUCCUUCACUGUCUCCUUCACUGUCCCCUUCACUGUCUCCUUCACUGUCAUCUUUCUCUGGCUCCUUCACUCUCUUCUUUACUGUCUCCUUCACUGUCUCCUUCACUGUCCCCUUUCACUGUCCCCUUUCACUGUCUCCUUCACUGGCUCCUUCACUCUCUCCUUCACUGUCCCCUUCACUGUCCCUUCACUGUCCCCUUUCACUGUCUCCUUCAUUGUCCCCUUCACUGUCUGCUUCACUGUCUCCUUCAUUGCCCCCUUCACUGUUCAAUUACACUGUCUCCUUCACUACCCCUCUAAUGUUCCCAUCACUGUCCCCUUCACUGGCACCUUCACUGUCCCCUUCACUAACCCUUUGCUGUUCCCUUCAAUGUCCCCUUCCCUAGCCCUUCACUGUCCCCUUCAAUGUCCCCUUCACUAACCCUUCAAUGUUCCCUUCACUGGCCCCUUCACUGGCACCUUCACUGUCCCCUUCACUAACCCUUUGCUGUCCCCUUCACUGUCCCCUUCAAUGUCCCCUUCACUGUCCCUUUCACUGUCCCCUUCACUAACCCUUCAAUGUUCCCUUCACUGUCCCCUUCCCUAACCCUUCACUGUCCCCUUCACUAACCCUUCAAUGUUCCCUUCACUGUCCCCUUCACUGUCCCCUUCAAUGUUCCCUUCACUGUCCCCUUCACUGGCCCCUUCACUGACACCCUGAAUAAAACUGUACAUGAGGAAAAUAAUAGACUUGUAAACAAUAGCCCUUGCCUCCUGUAUGACAGGACAGAGGGUUUUCUGGUAUAAUACAAACUGUAUUCAAGACAAAAUGGCCCAUUGUAUGAUAAGAUAGGAGGUUUUUUGUGAACACUGUAGCCAGACAUUUUGUGAGAUAUGGUAUGUGUGUCAUUUGUUCUUCAUUAGUCAUUGGUUCAUAUAGGUGGUAGUCUUUAAGACAGACGAACCGAUUGAUCAUUAACGACACUCAUAAUAUACAUUCUGAACACCAAAAAGGUUACGAAAACGAUGCUGGGUGAAGGUUUAUAUCAAAUGAAUUGAAACAACAAUCAAUCAAUUAAUGUCUUGCUUUUUAUCAUGCAUAAUCAUUACGUUGAUUACUUCAAACUGUCUGUGAUACAUGAUGCGUCUGUCUGUAUAUUCCUGUUCAGAACCCUGCUGCGCUAACGCAACAUUCUCACAGUGUCACCUUGGAAACUUAGUAUCUAUCUAUCUACAUCGCCAUCGGUUGCCGAAGGGAUGUAGAACGAUGCUAUAUUUUGGGUAGUCAGUGCUUGACUUGGGCCAGAGUUGUCUACAGGCGCUCUAAAUUGGGGAGGGGGGCACGACUGCGUACCGUUUCCUUUAUAAAACAAAGUGGUCUAUCACCGGCCCGGAUUCACACACAGAGACACAAAAGAAAGUAAGAAAGACUGAUCAAAGUUGGAAUGAAGGCGGGAUCUGCAUUGAAUAGCAAUGGAGAGUGUGCAUUCAACUGUUAAUUCUGCUUUGUUCAAGCUUAUUUGACGGUAGUCUGCAAAUCCGCUAAUUCUACUUUGUUGAAGUUUAUUUGACAGUAGUCCGUAAAUCCGGUUUAUGCGUGCCAGUUGACUGUUCAAAUUAGUAAAUACGACAGCUUGAAAGCGCAAGAAGUUGCUGUUCCAAAUUGAUCUUAACAUGAAAAUCCUGGAAAAGUCAUAUUAUUGCGUUUUCCUUUUUAAAUGUAUUACCAAUCACUUUUAACAAAUCUACAUAUCAGCCCUGAUCAGAAUGAGGCCUUUACCCUUCAGCAUGUGUGUGCUGUGGAUCAUCUGUUAAAGGUUCAAUUAAAAUAUAUAUUUUUUAAUCUGUGUGCCAGUGCAGUUGACUGAGGAGAGAGAGAUGUUUCAGCAGCAGGUAGAAAUAUAACAUAAAAUAACUAAAUAGCCCAUUCCAAACAUAACUAGCCAUGCUACAGGCUAUCUCGCUAGUUAGCGGCGUUUUGUGUUCUUGUUGUUGUUGCUAUAGACCUAAAGCAUUAAUGUCGUUGACUCCAAUGGUUCUGUUGAGAAAUACAUCUAACAGAAGGCUAUGUCACUCCAACAAACGUCUAAGAAUAGCCUAAUUGAAAAAUGGCUUCCAUGCUUUGCAUAGAUCUCCCCUGAAACAUGAAUAUUUUAGCCUUAUAAGGUCAUAGAUAACCACGUCUUAGUUAGCUACCUUCCUUUGACUUCAUCCAUUUUAGCCCUGAUUCAUUGAACGAGGAAAUAAUUAUAUAAAGACAUAAAAGUAUUUGGUUGUAAUAUUGUAACUUUUUAUAUUAGGUUGUGGCCAACCGUCGCCCAUGAGAGGGAGUGCAGGCUUUUAUUCCAUCCCUGCUCUAAUACUCCACCCUGUAGCUUAAACAUCAGCUGCUCAACAGGACCUUGCUGUAAGCAGACUCGGAUGUGUUUCAGGGCUGUCUGCAUGCCCUGGGGCGGCAGGGUAGCCUAGUUGUUAAGAGUGUUGGACUAAUAACCGAAAGGUUGAAAGUUCAAACCCCCGAGCUGACAAGGUACAGGCAGUUAACCCCACUGUUCCUAGGCCGUCAUUGAAAAUAAGAAUUUGUUCUUAACUGACUUGCCUAGUUAAAUAAAGGUAAAAUAAAUAAAAUAUAAAUGCCUAGUAGCUCUCCACACUUGUUAUUCUACUUUGUGGGGGGUUAAGUGCCUUGAUCAAGGGCACAACGGCAGGAGAUAGUAGGCCAACAUGGAAUCAGCCUUCUAGUGUCAAUACCACAUUUAUUUAGACUAUUAAAUUGUAUAUAUAGAGACGAAAAGAAAAGAAAAGUUCAAGCGAAGUCAUGAAAAAGUCAUAAAAUUCCAUCUGUCAAAAUGUGCAUGAACAGUGAAUAACCAGGGGUCUCUGUAUAAUCAUUUCAGUUAUGAAUUUUGGUGAACAUAUUCUCAUGGAUGGACUUGAUACAGCUCCUGCACCUCUUCCAUCCCAAGUCAAGCACUGUGGGUAGUAGAGUAGUGUUGUAGUAGGUCGUUACGGAGACAAUACGGUGCAGAGUGUUCCGUUUACCUGCCAGGUGGGGCAAGGAGACUCCCAGCUCCACUAAAACCAUGGACAACUCCGUGCCGUUUAUGCGAUUCAAAGGGAUUCAAACCAGUUGGUUGUAAUAUCUCAUCACCUCUUAAAGACCGUAGUCCAGAACUAUAAAUGUGUCCUUGACCCCGAGCGGCUAAAUUGAACGUGUUGCAACGUAUUGUGACGCUUUACUGGUAACGGCCGAUUUUAUGGAUACUAGAAGUUUUUAUUUUAUUUUUAAAAAAUUAAAAAAUCUUUUCUUCUUUAAAAAAAUAACAAAAAUAGGUAUUUUAUAGUUUGGGCCAAGACUUGGCCAUGAAUGGAGCAUUGAGAACCCCAAAAACAUUCAACAGAAAAGACAAACACAGAAGCACAACAACCAUCCCCUCUUGAACAUCAGUGUUACCUUGACAACUGCUUAGUUACCCUCAGGAAUGGUUCUGCUUAGAGUUGCAAAAUUCUGAAAUCUUUCCCUGAAUUCCACCCCCCCCCCCCCCCCCCCGGGUUUAUUUUUCUUCUUCUUCUUCUUCUUCUUCUCCUCCCCCCCCCCCCCCCCCCCCCCCCCCAGAAAUCCAGGUUGGAGGAUUUUGCAACCCAAGAUAAAAUAAGAGGAGAGAAAAUGGCUUUCCCUUAUUCAACCAAUAAUAAUUAUAUAAAACAACCUACUGUACUCCACAUCAGACUGUACUGUUUAAUACAUCAACAGUAUACAUUAGACAGUCUUUGUUUUGAUGUUUUUGUCGAUAUAUAUGAUUCUUAGCCCUCCCCUUGUGCAUACGGCUGGCUGUAUAUUGCAUCUGCUAAAUGUGGUAACUAGUAAAAGAUGUUGUUAGAUUUUGGGAUCCCUCAUUACCCUCAGAUUUGUAUAUUAGCCAAUUGAUCUACUGAAGGAAGAAAAAAAAAUCGCUACACUUUUUAUUUUGUCAUUGCUAAUAUCUUUUCAGCACAAGGCAUGUAUAUACUGUGUAAGUGCAGAAUUUUUGGUAAUACACAUUUUGACAAUUUCUUUUUUUUUCAUUUUCUUUGACCAUUUUCCAGAUCUCAUCUUUAAUUUAUUUGAUUUCAAAAUGAGGACACUGGUUUGUUGUAGUGUUGGCGGCAUGCUAUGCUGCAGAUCUGAAAGGUGUUGUUGGAGAAAAGAGUGUCAGAGGUCAAUAGGUAAAGUUAGGAAAACACACCACACAUCGUUAGCUAGCUUUGUUAGCUAACUGUUUAGCUAGGUUCAUUAGCUAGCUCCAACACCACACGUCGUUAGCUAGCUCGUUAGCUUGUUUUGUUAGCUAACUGUUUAGCUAGGUUCAUUAGCUAGCUCCAACACCACACGUCGUUAGCUAGGUCGUUAGCUAGUUUUGUUAGCUAACUGUUUAGCUAGGUUCAUUAGCUAGCUCCAACACCACACGUCGUUAGCUAUCUUUGUUAGCUAGCUUCGUUAACUAGCUCCAACAAAAAUCGGGUUGAUCUUUCACAGUCACUACUAGCGAUUAUAUCAUGUUGUCAUUAUCACUUCUGGUAAUAAUAAAGCAUUUACACACGA
Molecule: messenger RNA, 7535 nt
Organism: Oncorhynchus kisutch (coho salmon)
Lineage: Eukaryota; Metazoa; Chordata; Actinopteri; Salmoniformes; Salmonidae
Gene: cadm2a
Product: cell adhesion molecule 2a
Exons: 11
Coding region: 310-1431 (373 amino acids)
Biological process (GO): homophilic cell-cell adhesion
Source: RefSeq, a predicted model, not a curated record